AUGCGGCUGGCAGCAACCCUCCUUAUACUAUGCCUAGCAUCGGCACCACCAGGAAAAACCACCAACAACCAGCCGCUAAAGACAACACCAUGGAAAAACCUUUGCGAUGUCUAUGCGGCAUUCAAGGACAGAAUGGCCGGUACCAAAUUAGCUCAACAGAAACACAGGCAGCUUUCACUGGACAUGGGGCUGCAACAAACACGUACGCAGAUUCUGCAACAAUCAACUUCCGAUGCCCAAACAAGACGGCGAUUCGCCGUCCUCGCCUCCUACCUGAGCUUCGAAGCAGCAGCGGCCCGAAAACACACAGAAGGUAAAACAGAACCCGCUUUCUGGAAUAACCUCGAAAAUGCCGCCAAACUUCUAGGUCAAAUCAAAGAAUUUCUAACCAUAGCGGCAGGGCCGAGGCAAGCGAACACCAAGGGGUGCAUCACAACUAACGACGGCAGCGAGGCAACCGGCCUAAAGCAAGGUUUAACUGAGCUAGCCCAAGCUCAUGGCGGUUGCAAAGCACAAAUCGGUGACGACCCAACGGGCGUAGCGGCAAACGACAUCAUCGAUGACAAUGGACUUAAAAAAUACGAAACAGCAGCACCAGCACAAACCACAACCGGCGAAACAGGGUGCAAGCUGCUAACGCUCGGCAACAACAACGGCUACGUCGACGGAACCAGCCUUGGGACUGGCGUCGAAGUGGCGGGCGGGCUAUUAAAAAUUACACCGACUGUAACAAACGAACGGAAGCUAAACGACCUUGCGACGAAUCCGGGGGCAGGAAGUAAAGCAGCCAUCGCAGAAGCCUGGAAAGGAUUUUCAAGCCCCACCACGCCAGUAGCGGGCUACACUAACAAAGGUAUUUCAGCCCUAAAAACUGAACAGCACUUCAAGCUAGCUUUCCGGAUUGUCUACGGAGUCACGCCUGAAACAACGGAAAAGCAACUACAAGAUCAAAUAGACACAGUGUUCGGUAAAGACCCAGCAAAUUUCACAAACAACAACUGGAAGUUAGUCGAGGAAUAUACACUACCCAAGGACACAGCCGGUAAGCCUGCCGGAACGCAGCUGAAAGAAAUCAAAGAGCCCGCCGUCCUGAAGCAAAUCCUUUCUGAAACAUUGCACGACCGCGAAGUGAGGGAACAAAAACAACAGGCAGAGUUACUAGAAGCAAAGCGGCAACUCCAAGCCCAAAACAAAUCGGAAACUGCCAAAGAAGCAGCCGAAGCAAAGUGCAAUAAGAUUGACAAAGACACAGAAUGCAAAACGCCAUGCAAGUGGAACGCCGAAGCACAAGAUGAGGCAAAAAAGUGCACAUUGAGUGAGAAAGGCCAAAAAACAGCAGAAAAAGCAAACCAAGAAGGGAAAGGUGCCAAAACCACAAACACCACAGGAAACAAUUCAUUUGUCAUUCAUAAAGCCCCUCUUUUGCCUGCAUUUUUUCUUCGAUGA
Messenger RNA from Trypanosoma brucei brucei TREU927, 1446 nucleotides. RefSeq names its product variant surface glycoprotein (VSG), putative. Bases 1 to 1446 code for a protein of 481 amino acids. The record is from RefSeq and is a predicted model, not a curated record. Gene Ontology annotation, biological process: symbiont-mediated evasion of host immune response. The transcript has a single exon. NCBI's taxonomy places the organism in Eukaryota, Euglenozoa, Kinetoplastea, Trypanosomatida, Trypanosomatidae.